Molecule: messenger RNA, 1633 nt
Organism: Cuscuta epithymum
Lineage: Eukaryota; Viridiplantae; Streptophyta; Magnoliopsida; Solanales; Convolvulaceae
Source: the annotation of a GenBank genome assembly
GAAGAAGCAUAUAUGUGGCCAGUCUUAUGUGAGGUUUAGGCUAUACUUUCCCAAAUCGGUGGAGAGAGACUUUAGUGGUCAACUAAACACAUCUGAAAUCCCAUGGAGUUUGUUGCUCAUGUUCUCAUAUAUCCCUGCCCUCUUCAAGGCCAUGUCAACUCCAUGCUCAAAUUUGCACAGCUCCUAGAUCUUUCCAAUUUCCAUGUCACUUUCCUAGCCACCCCCAAUAUCGACGCCCGCCUUCGAGCUCACACCGACAUAGAAUCCGACGGCCGGUUCAGCCACCGGUUCAGGAUUCAGCGUUUCCCUGCCGGAAUCUAUGAAGGUAGACCCGAUACUAGAGAAGGGAUUCUGGAGCUAAUCGAUUCCUUGCAGACGAUCGGGAAGCCGUUUCUGAAGGAACUUGUAAGACAGAAAGACGAUUCCUGGCCGCCGUUUACAUGUUUUGUUUCGGAUUUACCGCUCGGCAUGGCGGUGGAGGUCGGCGCCGGAGUCGAUUUGCCGGUUUACUAUUUCCGUACGGCCAGCGCAGCUUCCUUUUGGAUUUACUUCUCCUGGCCGGAUCUCCUUGACGCCGGCGAGUUUCCAUUCCAAGAAACCGAAAUGGACUCUUCUAUCACAAAGGUGAAGGGCAUGGAAGAUUUUCUGAGAGCAAGAGACCUUCCACGAUUUUUCCAGCAAGAUAGCAUUCUUAGUUUUAUAUCUACUGAAACCAGGAGUGCAGUUCAAGCUCGAGCAGUCAUACUAAACACUUUCGAACAACUCGAGGGACCAAUACUCUCCCAAAUCAGAACAAAGUGUCCAACGGUGUACUCAAUUGGACCAAUCCAUGCCCAUCUCAAGGCUAAACUACUAUCCAAACCCGCCUCCUCCAAUAGUCUUUGGCAAGAAGAUCAAACCUGUAUGGCUUGGCUCGACUCACAAGAACCCAAAUCCGUGAUCUACGUGAGCUUCGGAAGCAUCGCUGUGAUUACAAAGCAACAAUUGAUGGAGUUUUGGUAUGGUCUAGUCAAUAGUGGCCAAAAGUUCUUAUGGGUGGUGAGGCCCGAUUCGAUUGCCGAAAAAUAUGGGGAAACCCCAAUUCCUCCCGAGCUAGAAGCGGGCACGAAAGCAAACGGGUACAUGGUAAGUUGGGCACCUCAAGAGUUGGUCUUGGACCAUCCUGCCAUUGGGGGAUUUUUAACCCAUUCUGGAUGGAACUCAACACUUGAGAGUAUUGUCGCGGGGGUGCCUAUGAUUUGCUGGCCGUUCAUGGUUGAUCAGCAGACCAAUAGCCGGCUUGUUGGAACGGUGUGGAAGCUAGGACUGGACAUGAAAGAUGUGUGUGAUAGAGGCAUUAUGGAGAAUGUAAUCCGAGAAUUGAUGAUUAUAAGAAAGAGUGAGUUCUUGGAGAGUGCUGAAAAUAUGGCCAAGUGUGCAAAAGAAGCUGUCACAGAAGGUGGAUCGUCUUAUUCCAAUUUUGAAUGUCUUGUUCAAGAUAUUUGCUCACUGAGAAAACCUUAAUAACCUCCUCGGUUAUUUCGAUAGCAACAUACGAAGUAUUUCAUUAUUAUUGUGGGAUUUAUGUACUAAAUUAUCAAAAUAUUUAUUGUACAUCGACUUGUACAAUUGUUACAAUCUAAAUGCAAACAAG